AGUGCUCGCUUAUGGAAAUUAAAGCUUAAAAUUAUGUUUGUAAGAUGUACUGUAAACUAUGUUUAUGUGUGUCGCCAUGUUGACUUCACAUUACGCAGUUCCGACUUCCGAGAGAAAUGGGAUGUUGGGGAGGAGACAGUAGGUGGCUCAUUCCUUGUGCUGCGCGUCGGUGGAUGCUCUCCUGCAGUUUGGAUAAAAUUAAGAAGUUAAAGAAAUACAACUGUAGCCCAACUUUCCAAGCAACCCGGGAGACUGGAGAAGAUAUCAAGCAACAUAAUAAGAGCAACACAAUAAAAUCUUUAAACAUUGUUGUCUUCUCCGACAUGGCUAGUCUGACACCGAAAAUCGUUGCAAUCUGUGUCAUGUUGGUGAGCAGCAGCUCAGCAGUUCAGCAGACAACUUCAGCGUUCUCCUGCUGUGAGCAGGCUGUAAACUACUUACAUGAAGUUUCAUGUGAUCACAUAUGGAGUGCCAAUAAGACGAACAUUGCUGUAAUCGCUGAUGGGACCAAAGUCUGUGAAUCUCCAUGCAAGGAAAUCAAUGACGACGGGAUAAUCCUGGACAGAUGUGUGAACGUGGCCGUGAACACUGUGUGCCAUGUAAAUGGUGUAAUUAAGGAGACAUGUGUGACCUUCUAUGGCCAAAAGUGUUCUCGCCGAUUCACCAAUGGGACGACAACGGGAAAUAAGAAUUCUGUGGUGCUGCUGCUGCUCACUUUCCUGACUGGACACCUUCUGCACUUCCUCAGUUAGGAUUCGCCAUGUCAAAAAGUGUGCAAAAUACUUAGCUAUAUGGAAAAGCUGAUUUUUUCUGACUGCACUUUAUCCUCAUCUCAGAAAAUCUUUCAUUCUCACCAGUUUUCUUUUUGUGUCAUAAGAGCGGUCGGUUUCUUAGUGUCUUUUAGAACGGCUUCUGUCUGUUUUUCCAAUGUGACUCUAAACUCUUUUUUAUAAUCUAUAACCGAUUUGUGACUGACGGUGCAAAUGAAAUUAUCAUAACUACUGUAAAAAGACUUAUUUACAUCCGACCAAAUUCCCUAAGUUAAAGUUUUCCCCAAACUGUGUGAAUGUAUGCAAAAACACCUCUGAAGAACAAAACACUGGCAGCUGAACUUCAAAGUACUGUGACGUUUUUAGGUGGUGACAGAAACAAACAGUGAAAUCUUGAAUGAAAUUCUAAACAAAGUGUUUUAGAAGAGCUGUGAUUAGGUGGCCAAAAAAGGAUCUCGUAAAGUAUAGAAGGACUAACUGUUUUACUUUUGCACUGAAACGAGUCUUAAUUGUUUGAUUUUAUUAUUUCCUGCAUCUACAGUUAAAAAGUUCUCAGGAAAAAAAAAAAACUGUGGAUCUGAAUAUCGUUGAAGGAAGAAGCACUUUACUGGAGCGCCAAAGAGCAUCUCAUGGGUCUUAUGUCAAUAUUUCCAUAAAAGAAACAGAAACAUUGAACAACUCUUUGACUUUGGUGCAACCAUUUACUAAAAUUGGCUAAAUACAGAAUAUUUUUUAAUAUAUUUGAAUGAACGUACAAAUUAACUGUUUGGCUAAUUUUAUAAAAAUAUUACUUAUUGUUGUUGAUCAGAUGAAAAGAAAAUUAACACUACAGUUAUUUCUGGAUUUUUUUUUAAUUUAGAGAAAUAAAUAGUUUCAACUUCAUAAAUUUAGUCAACAUGCCAAGAAGUUUGGAACAACCUGAUCUAAUGUAGCGGUACAGACCUAAGCAAUGGUACAAAAUGUUAUUUUGACUGGUGUAGCUAUAUGUAGUAUCCAUAUACUGAAAACAUUUAAUCCAGAUUAUAAUAAAUCAAACAACACAUCAAUUCUAAUUUAAAAGUGUGCUGCUCGUUCGCAAAUAUAGCGAUAUAAUCACUUUUAGAUUCAGCAUUACAAAACUGACAUAGUGAAUGUAAAAAGUUCAACAAUCAAUUAAGCCAGUUAUCUAAAUAAUAUGGUGCUUUUUUAAAACCAUUUCUCCCAACAUUAGUCCUCCUUUAUAAGCUAUUUAAAAUCUAAUGCAAACAACCAUAUUUCAGGGGUUUUUUUUGUAAAAUGUUGUUUCUUUACACAUUCCAGUAUUUUGUCAGCAGCGUUUCCGUUUGUUCGUUCCAGUGUUAUUCUCUCGUUCUACUUUUAAUGCAUUAAAGCUGUCGCUACGUUGAUCAGUUAAAAAAAAAAAAAUUCAGUUUAAAAUAGUUUAAAAUCACCCUGAGAAAAUUCAUAAAAUUUGUAAAAUUUGUAGCGGAAAAGUAAGGUCAGUGUUAAAUAUUGCAAAAAAGUAUGCUUCUAAAAAUAUUUAAGAGCUUAUGAAACAUUUAAAGACUUGAACGAAUAAAGUAAACCAAUUAAGAUAAUGCCUGAGUAUCAACACUGAAAAAGGGAGAACAAAUUUUUGUGUAUCGAUACUUAACAAUGUCACUACUACUGCUGCUGUCAGUACUAUUUAUUAUUUUAAUAUGUUAUUUAUUAUUCAUAGUUUUAAUAGCAUACCUCGUUAUAAACCACUUUACCUCAGCUUUAUUCUGUUUGCUUUUAUUUGUUCUCAUUUACUUUCCUCUUAUUUGGUUGUUUAGAUUAGUUUUUGGUUUUUACUUUAAGGGAAUCUAGACUAAAAACAAAACAAACAAUUUUUUUGGUUCAGUUCAUUUCUAUUAACUGCUAGAUUAACAUACAAUUUAUGUUUCAAGAUAAAUUAAUGAAUGUUAAGUAUUUAAUUUUAAUAAUUGUUCAAGCACAAUUACACUUUAUUCUAGACCAAGUGAUCAUUUUAAAGGCUCCGUCAUUUUGAAGUUUAGAUUAGUUAACACUCCUCUGAUGCUCUUUGUUGCUCCAGAAACACCUCAGGUCUUCCUAAAAUCACAGAAACUCUGGCAUUAUGCUAAAUUAUAGUAACUUUUAGCAAUAAAAAUCUAUAUUACUGACAUCAGGAUGGACAUAGGAAAUCACGGUUCCUAAAUGAGCUGUGGUGAAAUCUAACAUUUAUACUUUGUCCUUCUUUGUUUUAUUUCUUUUUUUGUAGUGAUUUUUUAACCCAUGUUUUAAUAAUGUGUGUCCAUGUUACAGUCCAAGGAAAAUAACUCAACCAAUCAUGUAUUGAUGCCCAAAUUAUUCUAUUUUGUUGUUUUUGAAAAUCUUGCCAUAUCAUGUUCACCACCUGCCAAACAUAACCCUUUAUUGUUUACAGUUUUUAUACAGAGUUGCCUUAGUCCAUGCAGAGGGCCAAGUUUGUACUGUUGUGUUGCUGCUGCUUCAUUUUCUUUUGGAAAAAUAAAAAUGAUUUUUGCACACUCCAAA
This is a messenger RNA of Xiphophorus hellerii (green swordtail), 3287 nucleotides long. RefSeq lists its product as uncharacterized. The coding region runs from base 117 to 752 and encodes 211 amino acids. The record is from RefSeq and is a predicted model, not a curated record. The transcript is spliced from 5 exons. Lineage: Eukaryota; Metazoa; Chordata; Actinopteri; Cyprinodontiformes; Poeciliidae.